Molecule: messenger RNA, 480 nt
Organism: Solea solea (common sole)
Lineage: Eukaryota; Metazoa; Chordata; Actinopteri; Pleuronectiformes; Soleidae
Gene: lepb
Product: leptin b
Exons: 2
Coding region: 1-480 (159 amino acids)
Source: RefSeq, a predicted model, not a curated record
AUGCACAUCACUCUGGCCCUUCUUUGUGUCGCUCUUGUGGCGGCUCCUGGUUGCACAGGUUUCCCCACAAAGGGAGACUCCAUCAGUAAUACCAUAUACAACAUAAUAAAUAUUGCUAAGACAACACUGGUUCACAUCAAGAAGCUAAGGACAAAAUUGCUGGUCGGGCCACAGAUUGAGGUCACCAGUCCUUCCAUCGAGGGACUGACGAGCAUCACGUAUGAACUGGGAUGUCUGGACAGCGAGCUGCAGAGCCCCUUCACAGAGCUCCUCAGCCAGAUCCACGCGGACGUCUCCAGCCUGGAGGGCAGGGUCCGGUCCCUUGCCCAGACAACGCUGUGUCCCGUCAGUGACCGACCCGCUGGAGAGACGGUGAGGGAAAACUUGUUCCCGGACAGUCACCUCCACCUGACUCUGAUUAAGGUGCAGCGUUAUCUCGAGAAGAUGCUGCUCAACAAGGACAAACUCAAGGUCUGCUGA